UACGUCAGAGGGAUGGCUGAGGGGAGCUGAAGAUGGCGGCGCUGUGUGAGGAUGGGAGGUAUGGGCUGUCCUGUGGGAGAUUGAACCCCGGCAAACUCUCAGUGUUACAUGUCAAAUUAACAGAGACAGCAUUCAGGGCACUGGAAAAUUACCAGAGCUGCAAGAACGUACCAUCCUCUCAACCAUCUAUUCAAUUCAAGGGACUCCAGGGGCUUAUUAAAAUCCCAAGAACAGAUGCUCCCAAUGAACUGCGAAACUUUGAUUUUUACUUGUCCAACGUUGGCAAAGACAACCCUCAGGGAAGCUUUGACUGCAUUCAGCAAUAUGUUUCCAGUUCCGGAGCCCCACAGCUCGACACCCUGGGAGUUGUACAAGAUAAAAUCACAAUCUGUGCGACCAACGAUUCAUAUCAAAUCACCCGGGAGAGAAUGACACAGGCAGAAGAAGAAACCCGUACCCGAAGUACCAAAGUCAUUAAACCUGGAGGACCAUUUGUAGGUAAAAGGGUUCAGAUACGGAAACCAGCCCCAGGAGCCCCAGACCCUGCGCCCGAAAGGAAACGGUCGACCCCCAUCAACCCUGCCAACACGAUACGAAAGUGCAACAUGAACAGCGCCAUGGCCCAGCGACCGUACAGGGACAGAGUGAUCCACUUCCUGGCUCUGAAGCCGUAUAAGAAACCUGAAGUACUGGCACGCCUGCAGCGAGAUGGCGUCGGUCAGAAAGACAAGAACUCUCUGGGACCCAUCCUGCAGCAGGUAGCUAAUCUUAACCCAAAGGAUAACUCGUACACACUGAAGGAAUAUGUGUACAAAGAGAUUCAGAAAGACUGGCCUGGAUAUUCUGAAGAAGACAAACAGCAGCUAGAACGUGUGCUUGCCCGUAAAUUGGGGCUGCCCUUGAAUUCCACAGGACAGUCAGAAGCUCUUCCCUCAAGUCCACCCACAGAUAGUGUUUCUGCAUCUCUUCUCUCUCAGAAACGACUCCUGGAAGGGGACUUUAUCGAUCCUUUGAUGCCGAAGAAAGCACGAAUCUCCCACCUUACAAAUCGCGUCCAGCCGACUUUGAACGACCCCUCGUCUCCACCUAGAGAACAGAAACCUUCAUUAACUUCCUGUCCGGCCCCUCCACCUCGCCCUCCCCCUUCUCACCUCCCUGUGUCCCACCCACCUCUCCCCAACAAUUCCAACUCCAACUCCCCCAGCACACCUGAGGGAGUGGGGACACAGGACCUCCCUGUGGACAACUUCAGUCAAAACAGGAACGCUUAUGAGAACCAGCUGGACAAAUCCACUUCUCUGACUCUCAAAGCGAGCCACGCUCUGCCUCUUCCACGUGUAACGAAGAGCUCAGAGCAGCCUCUAGUCACAGAAUACAGCCUGCCGCAGAGCAAGACGUCCAAAAAGAAAUCCAAAAAACACAAGGACAGGGAGAACAAGCAUAAGAGUGAGAGAACUAAUGAAAACCCCCCAAAAAAGCAUGUUGAGGCUGAAAUGGACACCACCCCACAGAUGGAGAAAAACACAAAUUCAGAUAGAGAAGAAAAGAGAGAGACUUGCACAGACUUGACUGAGCUCUCGUCAAGCACCAAAUCGCCUGAUUACUUGAUCAAAUACACUGCAAUUGUCUCCCUUGGUCAACGUCAAACGUACAAAGACGACUUCAACGCAGAGUAUGAGGAGUACAGGAAUCUGCAUGGCAGAGUGGAAAGCAUCACCCGACGGUUUGCACAGCUUGAUGCGGAGCGCAAACGAGUGCCCCCUGGCACCAAGGAGCAUCAGAUUAUCCAUGAAGAAGUAUUACAAGAAUAUAAGAAAAUGAAAAUGAGUUGUCCCAACUACCAUGAAGAGAAAUGCAGGUGUGAGUAUCUCCACAACAAGCUGGCCCACAUUAAGAGUCUAAUAGCAGAGUUCGACCAACAGAGGGCACAGCCGUGACACUAAGAGCGCUGGGGCUGCUCUGUGGAGCCCCUGCUUUCUCCGGACGAUGAUGUGAAUAAACAACGCUUAUUUAUUUAAAAAGAAAUUCCAAAGUUACUCUAGAAUUGGUAUUACUGAAACUCUGUUUUAAGGAAUACAAGUGUUUCAGGAAUGGGUGACUUGAGUUACAUUUAUUUUCCUUAUUUAUGCUUUAAUGUUUUCAGUUUAAUGUUUUUCUUUUUGGGAUUCCUGAGUAAUUGAAAGCUGCUCUCCUCCCUCCCAGAUUCCCUUUUAUCCCUGUUUCCUCAAAGUAGACUUGUUUGUACAAAAUAGUUGUAUCUCCACAUUGGGGAUCCAAUGGCUGAGAAGUGUGUGCAGAAACUAUUAAUGUGGCAAACCUUUUCAAAGCAUAAAUAAAUACAAAGGGGGGGGGGGGCGGCACUAAUGAAAAGGGGUUGGAUAAACAAAGGUCUGUUCUACCUGUCUGUCUUUGAUCUUAUUAAUGCAAACCCUUUGCCUUAAGUGGUAGGAGGUUUCAGAAGCAAUUUGCACAAAAAUGAUAAAAACUAAAAAAAAGUGUUUGAAAUUUGUUCUGGAGGGCAUAGACUAUUUGUGUAAUAUGGCACUAAACAGCCUAUACUUAAUUUCACAAAAGUAACCUUUUAUUAUGCUACGUCAACCCUUCAUUGCAAACGUUGCCUUAAGAUGUUUGCUUGUAUACACUCUGUAGUAAAACCAAUAUCUACACUGCUUCCCAGUCUGUUGGACUAAUGGGGAGCACAUGGUGGCCUACCAAGUAUGAGAGGGUGUGUGUGUGCAAGGUGGUGUGCUUGUGUGCAUGCAUGGGGGAAAGAAAAGUAAAAACAGGAUUAAAAAAAAAAAAAAAAAAAAACUGCUGCUUCUAGUAGGCCCAUACACUCAGGAUAAACAGAGUGUCAUUGUUGGUAUUUUCCUGUAAACUUGUAACUUCCUUUUAUGGAAAGGAAAAAGAAAGUUGAUUUUUAAAGAUCUAUAGUUUGGAGUGUAAAAAAAAAAUGUAUGAAACCACGUAGGAGACAUUUUUAUACUGCUAUAUUUUUGAGAAGAGAAAUUCUAUGCAAAGAAGCAGUCGCCUACAUGAACUGUGUAUUUAACAAAUGUGUCGUCCUGUUUGCCAGGAUUUGCAGAGCAGAUGUAUUUAAAAUAUAGUGUGAUCAUCGAAUAGCACAAACUUUGAGUUUGUUUUGUCUUUCUGUACUAUAACAAAGUCUGUUUUUUUUCAUUUGAUUUGAACCAUCAGAGUAAGUUUAUAUGGUAACACUGUUCUUGGGGUGGAUGAACCUUAAGAUUUAUUCAUUGUCCUUUUUUGUUUUGUUUCUUUUCAAAGUGCUGCCAAUUGAAAAGGGAAGCAUUGUGUUUACAAAACAAUGUUCGAAUGUUUGCCAAAUUCCUUUUGGUAUAUCUAGUAAAACUGUUCACUCUCUAGUGUUAGCAAGGGUUUUUUGUGUAUGAACCAGUAACCCAGAAAAUGCACCCAGUUUCAAGUUGGAUAUUUGUGAGGAAAUCAAAUGUACAUGAAGAUUUGAUAGGAAUACCCGGCUGCGUUUGUGACAAAUGUAUACCAGACGGUGCAGAUAGAAAUGAACUGAGCUAGAUGUCUGUUUAUUUCACCACAAAUGCAUCUUUCUGAUUGGAAUCUGUAACCUUAAAAUAAACUGAGGCUAAAUGCACAAGGUACUUGCACAUUUUGCAGCAAAUGGAGAAGCAUUUAGAUGAUUUGCUGACACACUACUUUUUGGAGUGGUUGCUCAUAAUUUUAUGUGGAUAGAGGUGUCGGUUAGUUAUUGAGCCAGAAUAUUUAUUGCUGAAAAUGUGUAGCUUUAAAUAUGCAACUCAUUUGAUAGGGGGUGUUGUAAUCCAACCACAGUGGAAUUUCACACUAACUUGGUUACUAUGGAAGACAGACCUGAGGUAACUGAACUUCACACAGCCUCGUUUAGUCUCUGCAGUAGACUACUCGUGGUUUUGUGUACUUGAUUUGCCCUUGGCUUCUGUGCUAUUGAAAGAAUAGCAACUAGUUUAGGUAAUUUAAAAAAUUGAAUUGUUGCCUUUUUACAAUUUUUUUUUUUUUUUUUUUUAACGUUUUCUGGUUUACUGUGUUGAGCAAUACACUGGUGCUGGAGAGUGCAUUGUUGUUUUUUUUUUUUUUUUUUUAUUUAAUUAAAUGUUCAUCUGCACUAAAGGCUAGUCCAGAAUUGUUCAGCAAAGAUCAUUGGUUCUGUCUUGCGCAAAAAUAUUGACUUGUAUUUAGUUCUCUACCCUCUCAGAUGUGCUGCAUUAGUAACCAGCUCUUCAGUUCAGUCAGUUGUACAAUGGGUUAUAUUCCAGUUGCAACCAGUUAAGGUGUAACAUCUCAGUAACCCAGUCUCCUUCUAUUAGACUGUUUCCAGAACAAACGUGAUUGAACAGUGUUUACCUGGCCUUAAAUAGCAAAUGUUUAUCCCCUUGCCUGUGACCUGGCAGAAUCUCAAAUAAUAUAUGAUUUAUUUAAACCUUCCACAAUUUAAUAUAUUGUAAUUAUAUAUAGUGUUACAUGGAGUUAUGGACAUUAAAUGACUAUAACUCGCAAAUGUAUUUUUUGUUUGUUUUGUGUAAGAAGCAUUUCAAGGUUGUGGGGUUUUUUUUGUUGUUUUUUUCUGUAAUUUUUUUUUAUUUUGAGUUAGGAAAAUGGACAGGGUAAAACCAGCACAGUGCCGCUGGCAAUUAAAAAAGGGGCACAUAUCUUUAACUGCCCGGUUUAGUUCAGUGUGUGUCUUAAGCCUGAAUUCACUGUGAUUCUGGUAAGUGCAAUGUGGUAUUACCUGGUAGCAUAAAACCCCACAUCAUGCCAGUCUUAUUGUAUUGUUUUUAUUAUUCUCAAAUGAGAAUCCUUUCUUGUGAGCACUAAACCAGUCCAGUUCAUUAAAUCUCUGAAGGAAACUAAAAGCAAUUGGCAAGAAAUUUAAACAUUUUGCUUUUUCAAAGUUGCAGUGUUCCACUAACAAAUCCACUUU
This is a messenger RNA of Polyodon spathula (Mississippi paddlefish), 4951 nucleotides long. Its product is annotated as RNA polymerase II elongation factor ELL2-like. The record is from RefSeq and is a predicted model, not a curated record. Bases 33 to 1937 code for a protein of 634 amino acids. Lineage: Eukaryota; Metazoa; Chordata; Actinopteri; Acipenseriformes; Polyodontidae. The transcript has 12 exons. Gene Ontology annotation, biological process: snRNA transcription by RNA polymerase II; transcription elongation by RNA polymerase II; positive regulation of transcription elongation by RNA polymerase II. Gene Ontology annotation, molecular function: cis-regulatory region sequence-specific DNA binding. Gene Ontology annotation, cellular component: transcription elongation factor complex.